CAAUUUUUAAACGAUUUUGUCAGAACUCAGAAGUCAGAAUAUAACUAAUAUUUAUUUUGUAUAUCUAGAAAAUAAAUCCUAUUGAAAUAUUUUUCGUGUUCAAGUUGUGAAUAGUUAGUGAAAUGCCUUCGAAGCAAAGGAAAAUUGCUAUGAUGGGCUACAGAUCAGUUGGCAAAUCCUCUCUGAUUAUACAAUUUGUGGAAGGACAAUUCGUUGAUUCCUAUGAUCCCACCAUUGAGAAUACUUUUACAAAAUUCAUUCGACUUAACUCCACUGAAUAUGAAGUUAAACUGGUAGACACAGCUGGUCAAGAUGAAUAUAGUAUAUUUCCACUUCAGUACAGCAUGGAUUUUCAUGGUUAUGUUCUGGUAUACUCAAUAACUUCAAGUAAAAGUUUUCAAAUUGUACAAAUAAUCUACGACAAACUCUUAGAUAUGGUUGGAAAAAUUCAUGUCCCUAUUGUCCUAGUUGGAAAUAAAACAGAUCUACAUUUGGAAAGAAAAAUUAGUACAGAAGAAGGAAAACGAUUAGCUGAAAAAUGGAAUGCUGCAUUUGUUGAAACAAGUGCAAAAAGAAAUGAGUCUGUGACGGAUAUGUUUCAUGCAAUGCUCUCAGAAAUAGAGAGGUCAGAUGGUCACAUACCAGAAAAGAGUGGCUGUGUUAUUUGUUAAUGAUAAAGCAAAGCAAAUGCUUAAGUAAUUGUGAACAAAUCCAGGUGAUAGAUGUAAUAAAAAUGCAAUUGAGUUUAGCUGUUUAGUUUAGCUACAAUGUGUUCAUUUAACAGUUAACUUAUAAUUUUAAGCUGUAUCCCAUAGAAGAAAAUUUGUAAAAGGUGUACAAUUGGUAAAUGAUAAUUAAGUCAAGUAACAAAUCUUGCAAUGUUUGGAAUAUACCUAACUUUCUUUGUAAUUGUUUAUAUUGCAAGCACACAAGCAGUUCAAGCUGUCAUGUGCAUUUGUCAUAUUUUGUUAAUUUUAUAUUAAUUAAUUUAAAAUUAGCAUGUUAAGUUAUUCAGCAUGUCUUUUGUUUGUAAUAUAUAUUUAAAUGUAUAUUAAUACCAUAUAAACACUAAUUUUAAGUUAGACCUGCCAUUGUAUCUGAAUUUAGUUCAAACUUCAGGUAUUUUACAACACAUUAAUUAUUAGAAUUUGAGAUAUAACAUUCAUAAUAGAGUUUUAAUUGUUUUUUGUAUUGAUAGCAAAAUUAUCAUAAUUUAAUGAGUUAAAGCAGAAAAACUAUAUUUCCCGAAAUCUGAACUCAAUGUACCAAAGGCAGUAAGGUUGCGGGGUUCCAAGAAUUGUUUUGAAUUUGAAUUGUUUGAAACAAUUUCCAAACACCCAAUGUGUUACCUGUUGUCUUUAAAACAUAUUUUAUGUACAGGCCUUUUAAUAUAAAAUUUAGACUGUAAAUAAAUAUAAGCUCUAAGUUAUAAAUACAUACAUUAAUCUUUGAUUAAAAAUAGCAGCUAUCACUUGCAAUGAUUUUUAUUCUGAACUCUAAACUUAAUAGCAAGUGGUCAAUGAAUAUCUUUGCCUUUGUACACACACAAUAAGAGCAAAAAUGAUUUUGCUAGCACAGAAUUUGAUUGUUAAAAUUAAAAUCAUUGUACUGAAUGAAGCAUUUAACUCAUAUUUCAUUGGACUCAAAAAUAAAAGAGUCCAUACGAUUUUUUACAGAACUAGCUGCAGCAUAGCUUUGCUGGAAUGGAUAAGCUAUAUGCAAUUGACUUAUGAUUUUGUGCAUUUAAUUGCUUCUUAAGUAGUAGAUAGUAAGUUCAGAUUCAAGAUUAAAUUUAUUAAAAAAAAGCUGUGACCAAGUUUUCCCAAAUAUGACAAAAUCAUUAUAAUAUCUAAUGUCAGUUAAUUGAGGAACAAAUAAUAUUAUGAUUUUUUAAAUUUAAAUAACAUUAACAUGUAUUUGAAUACAUAUACAAAACUGAUUAAAAUUAUGAUGACAAAGAUUAUUUAUAAAUCCUAUAUAUAAAAAUAUAUUUCAUUUAGAUUUUUGUUAAUGUUAUUUGUACUUUGGAGCCAGAAUAAGCACCAAUAACUCUUGAUAAUGCCUACAUUUUAAAUAUUAACAACACACUCAGGGUAAGAUUUAAUCGAGACUUAAUACUAAGUAUGACUCUGACAUGUUUGGCUUAAGGUUGAAUUAAGUAACAUUGGUAUAUUGUAAUUAUAUUUGUAAAGUUAGUAAUAAUGACUAAGGAUACAUUUUAUUACGCUUAUAUUACUUAAAAUGGUUUAUAAUUUUUAUUUGUUUCCUUAUUAUUUAAAUAGAAUUUUUAUAAACUGAUUUUUUUACUUUUUGUUAAUUUACAGAACCUUCAACAAUAAGAUCGCUAUAAUUUGUUUGCUACAAUCGUUCAAAAUUUUAUAUGUGAAAUUGGAAUCAAUUGUGAUCUAUUUUAUGGCUAUGGCCCUCUUAAGGUAAGCUGUGUCUGUUUUGCGUAAACAAACCAAAGACAUUGGCAUGGCUGUGUUUUGUUUUAUUCUAAAGGUUUGGUCAAACAGCGGACGGGGCAGACGCGACGUGAGCAGUUGUAAUAUAGGACCCGACAUCAGACAUGUCACACAGAGCCAACGGUCGCGUCGCGUCACCAACCAAUACAAGAAAAGUACGACGGGACGGGGCGCGAACGGGGCGUGAGCGCGACGCUACACGAUGUGUUAUAUGGGUAUUCGUUGUAGUAGUCAAACAGAUAGCGGGACGGAAGACGUCGCGCCCGGCGCGGCGUGACGGCAACUUUAUAUUCGACAGCAAAAAUGGACAUGGAGAGAGUUGAAAAACUAAUCGAAAGUGUUCGAGCACAUUUUAUGUAUGAUUUGGUCCAUUCCCAAUACAAAAUUGCGAAUUUGAAAUCAGCGAUUUGGGAAUUAAUAGGACGAAAUCUCAAAGAGCUGGUUUGAAAAUGCUCGAAAAUAAUUCUCUCGAACUUGACGUAAAUUAUUUUUGUCGAGUGCGGCUGUUCGGCCGACGCGACGCUUGCGGGAUCAUCACGUCCGUAGUGUGACAUCCACGCCGCGUCGCCGUCACGUCAGCGCUCCUUCACCGUCCCGCCCCGUCCGCUGAUUGACCAAACCUUAAUAGGCUCGUGUUAAAUUAAAACGUUUUCAUUGUUUACAAUGUAGAUUUCUGCAAAUUUAUCUUUCUUCUCAGACAAAUAUUAGUUUCUUUCCUGUUUUAGAAUAGGCUGAAUGUUUGUAUUUUUCGUAAUUUCACUUUACUAUGUAGUAGUACGUAGAGUCUAAUCAUUACUAAUUUAGUAGUCCAAAUAUGAAAAUAUUAAGCCGGGUCCAGACGAGUGUAACGUGUAAUGGUGGGUACAGACUGGUGAAACGUAACAUGAAAUGUAUUAUUCUGCCUUUCAUUGCAUGUUCGCUGCAAGCGUGGACGCAUAGCGCGCUCUUAACGCGCAUUCACUACGAACCUCCCGCGUUCGUCUUGAUCCGCCAUUCUGCCGCGAACACGGCCCUUCGAUACACGUUUUUAAACCGGUAGAUCACACGAAGCAUGGAGUC
Messenger RNA from Pieris napi, 3524 nucleotides. It is a transcript of the gene Rheb, whose product is annotated as GTP-binding protein Rheb homolog. The coding region runs from base 123 to 671 and encodes 182 amino acids. Gene Ontology annotation, molecular function: GTPase activity; GTP binding; GDP binding. The transcript has 5 exons. The record is from RefSeq and is a predicted model, not a curated record. Gene Ontology annotation, cellular component: plasma membrane. Lineage: Eukaryota; Metazoa; Arthropoda; Insecta; Lepidoptera; Pieridae. Gene Ontology annotation, biological process: small GTPase-mediated signal transduction.